Molecule: messenger RNA, 1098 nt
Organism: Penicillium pulvis
Lineage: Eukaryota; Fungi; Ascomycota; Eurotiomycetes; Eurotiales; Aspergillaceae
Product: Mating type protein
Exons: 2
Coding region: 1-1098 (365 amino acids)
Biological process (GO): positive regulation of mating-type specific transcription, DNA-templated
Cellular component (GO): nucleus
Molecular function (GO): DNA binding, bending
Source: RefSeq, a predicted model, not a curated record
AUGGCAACGGAGUUUUCUCCAGAUUGGUCAGCGGUAGUGGUGUUGCUGUUUGCCUACCUGACCACAAUUCCAUUUUGGCGUGCUACGCGCAUUCUCUCUCUGUGGAAUCCGCACUCGCACACUCUUUCUCAUUUCGCGUUGAAUAUCAUUAGUGGAAUUCCCUACAAUUUCUUUUUGCGGCCGCUCACUAUCCCACUCGAGCCUCACUACGUGAUUCAGAAUGGUCGCUUUUUUUUCGACCCAGAUAUGAAUCCUCAGCAGGUUCAAAUUAUGCCUGAUGAGCUUGAACAUUAUGUGAGGGAGUGGGGACCAGUUGGGAUGCCAACUGAAAGGCCCAAGAAGCGGACCAAGACCUUGAACAGCUUCAUGGCCUUCCGCGCGUUUUUGGCUCCUUUGUUCCCUGACAUUCCUCAGAGGGCCAAGUCCCCUUUGAUCGGGCACAUGUGGGUUGGAGAUCCACUGAAACCGCAGUGGCAAGUCCUUUCUGAAGCUUACUCCCAACUACGCGAACACUUCGAGCUUGACGAUCAGCGCCUGUCCUCUUUCAUCGGUAUCACCAAGGGAUUGUUCAACAUUCCGGAUCCCGAGGCUUAUCUGAUCCACAUUGGUUGGAAGAUUACUGAAGGGCUUGGUGACUCAUUCGACGUCUUGAGAACACUCCCGCGUCAGCAGUUUACGCUCCCACCGACGCCUGUCACCAUUUAUGAAGUCAUUGAUCACUGCGUCAACAACAUUCAUGGUUACACUGCUGGGCAGAAGCGGGACUCCAUGUGGCCCUCUAGCUUGAGAGAAAGAACUGAUCUCAUGGCUAUUCAUUCUUCCGGUGAAUCUGUUGACCCGCUCUACUGGCUGUUUAACGACGAAGGGUUUAUUCAGGAUGGUCCGUAUGAAGAGUUCUCUCUUGAGGACAUGUAUGAUGAACCCGAUCCCAACAUGGAUCCGCUUUCCGACCUUGUCUUUACUCCAAGCUUUGAGCUCUUCAUGCUUGAGAACAAGGAUCGACACGAGAACGCUACAAUCGCCGAAAUUGCCCCAGGAUUUCCCCAUUUUGAUCAUUGGGAAUCAUUCAUCAAUAUCGGCAAGAACCGGAGCGCUUGA